Alternaria postmessia is the source of this 801-nucleotide messenger RNA. RefSeq lists its product as uncharacterized. The record is from RefSeq and is a predicted model, not a curated record. Bases 1 to 801 code for a protein of 266 amino acids. NCBI's taxonomy places the organism in Eukaryota, Fungi, Ascomycota, Dothideomycetes, Pleosporales, Pleosporaceae. The transcript has 3 exons. Gene Ontology annotation, molecular function: zinc ion binding; nucleic acid binding.
AUGUCUGGAAACACACCCAAAACCAUGUCCAAGGGACUGAUGGGAAUGAAGUUCAUGCAGCGUGCUGCCGCAAAGUCUUCACCUUCGACGCCUGACGGGCCGCCCGCCAAGAAAGCGCGCCUCUCGAAUGGUUCUGCAGUAGGAACUUCGGACCGGGAGAUCAUACAAUCGGGGUUGGACGCAGAGGAAGCGAAGCGCCAGACUGCACUAGACAAGGCCGCACAGCACGCAGGCGAGACGAAGUGGGUAUUGAGCUUCAAGGAUCCUCUCGAAGGGAAGAGGCAAGAUGCGAUGAACGUUAGGCAAGCGGGAUUUGCUGAGCUGGAUGCGGAGGACGAUGAGGAAGACGAGGAAGAGGAGAUCAGGCCCAUAAGAAUGCAAUUCGGUGGUGGAGUUAAGAAGAAGGCAGAUAAUUCCGUACCCUUGGUUAAGACUGAAAACUCAAAUUCAGAAUCCGAGGAAUCCGAGGACGACUAUGAUUCAGAAGAUCCUGCGGCAGAUCUUAUCCGACAGACGAAGCGCGAGAUGGCGUCAGAGAGGCGCGAAUCAAAGAAAAUGCGCCCAAGUACAGGCGACGAAUCAGCCCUGACAACACCGAAGCGACAGAACAACGAUGGAAACCUGCAGGGCUUGACAUCGAUAUCAGGCGGUCGACGCUCAGGAGGCGCAGGUAGAGGGGACUUCAGUGGCAUGGCCGACAUGGAAUGCUACAAAUGCGGACAGAAAGGACAUAUCGCAGCCAACUGCUCGUCGGCACCACGUGGAUUUGCAGGCAGAGGCAGAGGCAAGGGCCGGAGGUAG